Orcinus orca (killer whale) is the source of this 5314-nucleotide messenger RNA. It is a transcript of the gene B3GALT1, whose product is annotated as beta-1,3-galactosyltransferase 1. Bases 1102 to 2082 code for a protein of 326 amino acids. Gene Ontology annotation, cellular component: membrane. NCBI's taxonomy places the organism in Eukaryota, Metazoa, Chordata, Mammalia, Artiodactyla, Delphinidae. The transcript is spliced from 6 exons. The record is from RefSeq and is a predicted model, not a curated record. Gene Ontology annotation, molecular function: N-acetyl-beta-D-glucosaminide beta-(1,3)-galactosyltransferase activity.
CGGGGAAGCGCAGCCGGGCUCGGGUUCUUCGGCUGCCGCCGCGGCCGCUCAAGCCGGUGCAGCUGGGCGAGCUCGAGCGGGCGCCGCCGCCUCCGCGGCUGCCCACCCUGCCGCGCCGCCGGCGCUGCCGGUCCUGCAGGCGGACGCCGUGGAGGGGCGGCCGAGAGAACGGAGCACGAGGAGGUGGAGGCGGCGGAGAAGUGAUGCUGGCGCCAGGGAUGGGGCAGUGGCAGCGGAGCAGCAGCAUCUGCGCGACCCAGGCUGCAGCGUCCCUGUGGCCCGAGGGCCAGCCGAGCGGCGGGAGACCACGCGCCCCACGGACCCGGUAGAGACGCUUCAAGAACUGCUCUGUUCCGGGGAGGAGGGAUUGUGUGACGACCCUGACACUGCACCCUGAGGUGAGUGCAGAAGUUUUCAUUGUAAGCCUUAUCUUCUCAUGAAUCUGCACACCCGCCUCUGCUCCUGGCUUGGCCUUCACUAGUCCAGGCACAUUGCCCUGCCUGAGACAGCAGCAGCCUUACUCACCUUAAGAGUAAACAGAGCCUGCAGUUUGCUAAGCAGCAGCUUCUCCUGGCAUGAGACACUGCAGAUCUCCUCACCAGACAGGCUGAGACUAUGCUCUGUGCCCUGCACCUGGAGUAAGAAGAAGAACAAGCAAGGUUGGUCCAACAGGUGGGAGAAGGACGCACUGCUCAGUUAGUGAACGCUGUUGGAAAGUUGACAGCGGAAGCCUUUUCUCAAAAGAAUGAGCUCCCCGUGCUGAUGAGACUGGAACGAGGGCCGAGUACUGGUUUGGAGAGUGUAAAGAGCAGGCAGAGGAGGGAUGAAGAGAAGAGAACACAGAGGACCGUGAAAAAGAUGAGCAGAGAAACAGUUAAGAGGAAGAUUUAUGAGACAUGGACCCUUGUAUCAGAUUUGGAGAAAAGUAGAGUGAAUACAGAGGUGCCAGACGGCCACUGAGACCCAUGGACAGUCCUGUACUCACGCUUCUCUGUCGAACUUUAAGAUUUACUAGUAAUAUGCUACCUUUGCCAAAUGAAAAGAAACUAAUGCCGAGAAGGCAUACUCUUCAAUAUUGGGAAUAGACGUGCUGUCAAGACAAUGGCUUCAAAGGUCUCCUGUUUAUACGUUUUGACAGUCGUGUGCUGGGCCAGCGCUCUCUGGUACUUGAGUGUCACUCGCCCUACUUCUUCCUACACUGGCUCUAAGCCAUUCAGCCAUCUAACAGUUGCCAGGAAAAACUUCACCUUUGGCAACAUAAGAACUCGACCUAUAAACCCCCAUUCUUUUGAAUUUCUUAUAAAUGAGCCCAACAAGUGUGAGAAAAACAUUCCUUUCCUCGUUAUCCUCAUCAGCACCACCCAUAAAGAAUUCGAUGCCCGGCAGGCGAUCCGAGAGACCUGGGGGGAUGAGAACAACUUUAAAGGGAUCAAGAUAGCCACUCUCUUCCUCCUGGGCAAGAACGCUGAUCCCGUUCUCAAUCAGAUGGUGGAGCAAGAAAGCCAAAUCUUCCACGACAUUAUCGUGGAGGACUUCAUUGAUUCCUACCAUAACCUUACCCUCAAAACCUUAAUGGGGAUGAGGUGGGUGGCCACUUUUUGUUCAAAAGCCAAGUACGUCAUGAAAACAGACAGCGACAUUUUUGUCAACAUGGACAACCUUAUUUAUAAACUGCUAAAACCGUCCACCAAGCCAAGAAGAAGGUAUUUUACUGGCUAUGUCAUCAACGGAGGGCCAAUCCGAGACGUCCGCAGUAAGUGGUAUAUGCCUAGGGAUUUGUACCCUGACAGUAACUACCCGCCCUUCUGCUCGGGGACCGGCUAUAUCUUUUCAGCUGAUGUGGCUGAACUCAUUUACAAGACCUCACUCCACACCAGGCUGCUUCACCUGGAAGAUGUAUAUGUGGGACUGUGUCUUCGAAAGCUGGGCAUCCAUCCUUUCCAGAACAGUGGCUUCAAUCACUGGAAAAUGGCCUACAGUUUGUGUAGGUAUCGCCGAGUUAUCACCGUGCAUCAGAUCUCUCCAGAAGAAAUGCACAGAAUCUGGAAUGACAUGUCAAGCAAGAAACAUCUCAGAUGUUAGGAUUUUUACCAAUGUAAAUACGUUUCUUUUCUUUUUUAAGAAAUGAGGCCUAGGGUGUAGGUAUUUUACAGGUGUCACCAGAGGAAAUGAACUGGUGAAGGGGUUUUGUAAAAAGUGUUUUUCUUCCCACUCCUAGUUCCUUUCUUGGAUUGCCAAUUUACGCGUAUUAAGCUCUGCUCAUAGAAAUAAUACAUGCGUUAAAAGCACCAGAUUUCAUUCUCAGGUCCUGAAGUAUUGCAUUUAUCUCAAAAAGCAACUUCCUAACAACUGCUAGGAUUUACAUACUGUGCAUCUGAAAUAAAAAUCUGGUUCUGGGAAACUAGAACUCACGGUAAUGUCUUCAUAUCCUCUCCGCAAAAGUAAAUAAGUAAAUAACACUUUUUCAAAAACAAUUCAGAAAUAAUGCACAGUCAGGGAGACACACUGGAUGUGAUUAUUAAUAUUGUGUGUGCUGUUACAUUGAAUUUCUACAUAUAUUGCCAUGUAAUGUGUACAGUAUUUGCAGUUCCACUAAGAAAUGAACUUAGGACUGGCAGGGAGGCUGCAGUUAAAUAAAUGGGAAUUUAAACUUGAGAAUUAAAUAUUCUGUAUGUUUGGAAGACAACUCUGCUUGCUCAUCCAAGGAUUAAACCUGGUCAGCGGGUAGAAUGUAUAUAAAAUGCUACGUAACAAAAUAAACUGGAGAAUUUUUUUUUUCCUGCUCUUUCAGAACGAACAUUACCUCCAAGGAGAUUUUGCCAAAUGUAAUCUCACCUGCUUCCCUCCAUACAAUGUCACUAAAUACAUUUCACACUUUCUGGCUCAGGCAGAUACAUGUAUAGAAGUAAGUUGGUAGGAGGCCAGAAGGACAGUGUAUCACAUGGAGAAAAAUAUAAAUUUAUGUGUGCGUUACAAUUAACAAAAGCUUGGCACUAGUGUCAGAUGCCCCUUCCAUACCUUUGCAAAGCACAUGAGAAACUAUUUGAACAGGGAGCAAUGUUACCGAAGGAUUUAGCCCUGCUGUUGAUAGAUGUAAUCUCUCUCACAUCUGAAACAUCCAAGUACCUCUAACAGCAAUGCUGUUUGGGGGUGUUCUGCAAGCUCUGUUAUUGAGGUUUAUAGGAAGGAAGGGUGGGGAAGCUUGGGUUCAGGUUCUAUUGCUGCCAUCGUGUGGGUCACUUAAGCAGGCAUCCUCACUUUGCUGUGCUUCCGUUUGCUCAUUUAUAAAACGGCUGGAAAAAACACCUACCUCGCAGGUGCUGUGAGAGAAAAUCACAUUUGCUAAGUAUUUUGGGAUCCUUGGUUUAAAAGGUGCUACAUAAUGCAAUGUAUCAUGCAUUAUGCUAAAUGCUAAAAUAAUUACAUAAUUACAGUGAUGGUCAUCACUAGUAACAUCAUCUUAACAUAAUAUCUGUCAAAAUACAGAUCAGAUAUGAACUAUCAGUGCACCUGAUUCUUCUAAGAUUUUGACUUUUCCUUCAGUAUGUUAGGUGUUUGGAGAAGUUUCCAUUUCUCUGUCAUUUCUUCAGGUUUCAGUGAAUAAGUUAUUACUUCAGUGAAUUGCCUUGAUAUCCCAGGCUGCUGAAAGGGAAGGCAGCUGCCUUUCUUUGGGGAGGAGCCUCUGGCUGGGGGUAUAUUACAGUCAUUGAAGCACACGCUUUGCAAAAUGUAUCACAUCAACUUAGAUCUCAGGAAACAUUUGAUCUGAAUUCUCAGUAAGAACUUUGAGGCCUGGUAGAGCUAGUCCACCUCUGGCAGAAGAAGAAUAGACACUCAGCAAACCCACACAUUGCACACUUCUACCAUUCAUUAGAAAACUUCUGUUUGUUUUCACUCAAAGAAAGCUCCCCAACUCAAAGAGUGUACCUUUUUUUUUUUUAACCUGACCUUUGCAAGCCCUCCUAGGAGUUGAUAGCAAACAAGUAGAUGAAAUGUACAAAUGGAAGUCAUGGCUUAUAUCUUGAAAACACCGGAUCUCUUAUCUCCAGCCCAAGAGAACCCAAUAGGAGAUAGGCCUUUCCUUCCCUUAAUACAUCGUCAUCUCAAGUCAGCAGGACUGCUGAGUUAAAUUAGAAAAUAGCAUUAGGUAUCCUGGAGAAAGAUGGAUCAGCAUAAGGUGAGCCACCCUCCAACCCGCAACUCUCAACUGCUGUGCAUUCCAAUCGCUGGAAAAGUCUCAUGACUUGGAACUUGGUUUGCCUGUCAAUCAUGUAGUCGAAUCAAGGCUCAGUGUCAUACCAACAUCUUGCGUCUACCUUAUGCUCAGUCGAGCCACUUUCGGUGUCAAGGAAUUGCACAGUAUAAACAUCAUAUGUGUACAUCUGCGAGUCGUUUUAUAUGUCUGUGUGUGAGUAAAUUAUGAAUAGAGCCCUCAUCUUUAAAAGGGGCAAAAAUCAGAGAAUCAUGUCUUACAGAACUAUUUCCUAACUUUUUUAUGCUAGAUAGUACCCAUGUGACAAACAUAUAAAUAUUCAUCAAAGACCAUAUGUAUAUAUUUUUAAAGGCAUUUUUUUCUUCUCCCCAGCUGUACGUAUUGCUAGAAGCGGCUUGCUAUGUACAUUUUCUUCUGCAUGGAGCUUGGUGAGGCAAGGCCACUUGUCCGGUGUUUCAAUAGCCUAAAGCAUGUUUGCCCUUCGUUUUUUGAAUGUUCCAAAAACGUUUAAGUCAAGCGAUGAGGAAAAAGCUCUAAUUUUCUACUUUUGUUAAUUUUAUGACACUGGCCAAAUAGUGAUUUGUUAAGCCAUUUUUUAAUUGAUUAUCAUUUCUUUGACAUAAAAUAGUGUUUCGGAUAGCAUUUUACCAGGAGUCCUUCAGACAAUUUUUACAAAAACCUGCUGACUGUCCCUCUGCCUGUUUUGUUCAUUAUGCCUCGGAUAACAAAAGGUAUCAAUACUUCGUGUCUGUACUCUUAAAUUUUCAUUUAAAGUUUUAUUUUGGGGGGAAAAAAAAAGAUUUUUAUCUUUGGUGACUAGUUUGCGUGGCUUUGUGUCUCUUGUAUUGGAGCAAAUGCCAGUUUCAAUAUAUAUUAUUGUAUUUUUAUUGUAUUUUUAAAUAACCAGAAUAAAAAAAGGAAGGUCAUUUUCAAUUUGGAAUAAAUUCAGAAGAACAAAACCCCUUUGUGUGAUAUGAUAUGGGGAAAAGAAACUCUUUACAGAGAAGCUAAGGAAGGAGUUUUUUCAAUCAAAGCUCUUCUAUCAAAAGACAAUGGAAUAUUUACAUAAAGCAUCUGGGAUUCAUUUUCUACCUUUCCUAA